This is a messenger RNA of Salvia splendens (bonfire salvia), 760 nucleotides long. RefSeq lists its product as uncharacterized. The coding region runs from base 214 to 654 and encodes 146 amino acids. The transcript has a single exon. The record is from RefSeq and is a predicted model, not a curated record. NCBI's taxonomy places the organism in Eukaryota, Viridiplantae, Streptophyta, Magnoliopsida, Lamiales, Lamiaceae.
AAAUAGUAUAAUAUAAAGUAAAGAGUCAUACGCCAAUAAUUGGCGUGACCGCGUGAUUCCAUUUCCGAAUUACAAAAAUGGAAAAUAAAAUUAAAAUAAAAACUGAACAGAAAAUCUCCCCACCAUAAGCACACUUUUCCAAACAACGGAAUGUCCAAAUUAAAAGGAAAUCAGAAUUGAAAUUGAAAACCAAAUCCUCUCAGCUUUCAAUUCAUGGCGGCACCGCCACAGCCUCUCCUCCGCCGCCGGAGUUCAGUCCCCUCCUCGAUCGCAGUAGCGCCGCUAAAGCUCAAUCUCCUCCCCCACCACCACAACAGAAGCUCCUCCUCCUCCGACGAUCUCGAGCUGCUGUCGAUCAAGCCUAAUUCGCACAGCUACACCUCGCUGAAGGAUCUCCUCCCGACGACGGCGGUCAAUUCGCCGCGGCCGAGCUCCGCGCACGGCGGAUACGACAUCGGCAUCCGGAAUCGCCUCGUCAAGCAGGCGGCGUGGGCGUAUCUCCAGCCGAUGUCGGCCUCCCCCGGAUCCGCCGGCGGCAGCUUCAUCCGCCGCGUCUUUCCCCGACUAGCCGCCUUCUUUGAUUUGCUCCGCCGCGGCGCCGCGCAGGCUAUCGAUUGGACGCUCCGGCUUGUCUGGAUCCGCAGCUCCAGAUAGCGACGGUGCGGAUUAUUUACAUUUUACACACACAACAAAUGUACAAUAUCCAAUUUUUUUCAAAAUUUGGAAUAUAAAAUGAAUUAAAAAUACAAAAAUCUAAAAA